AUGCCACCCAAGAGGGCUCCUGCGCCUGCUACAAAGAAGGCACCACCCAAGAGGGCUCCUGCGCCUGCUACAAAGAAGGCACCACCCAAGAAGACUCCUGCGCCUGCUACAAAGAAGGCACCAUCCAAGAAGGCUCCUGCGCCUUCCACAUCACUGCUUCCAGCGGUGGCGGUGACAACAGUAACGGUUGCGGCUCCGCCCUCUGUUGCGUCCACUGCCGCGGCGGGGGUUCCUGCGGGGCCACCUAUCGACAAAACCGGCGGGAAGCGUCAGCGUUUGCUGCAGAAAGGACGUGGUGUUGUGGAUGCAUUCUCGGGUAAGGUUGAUACAUGCCACGUGUAUGAAGAUGGCGGUGACUUGUACCAGUGUACAUUAAACCAGACCAACAUCUCCUCGAAUAACAACAAAUAUUACAUCCUGCAACUCCUGGAGGCGGACAGCGGCGGUCAGUACUACGUCUUCACACGGUGGGGCCGCGUCGGUCUCUCCGGGCAGCACAAGACGGAACUGUUCAGCAGUACCAGCGCUGCGGUGCAGGUGUUUUGCAAGACAUUCUAUAGUAAGACCCACAAUCGCUGGGAGGACCGUGCAAAUUUCAAAAAAAUAGAUGGGCGGUACUACUUGAUGGACAUCGAAUACGGGGCACAGGACGCCGAGGAGAAGUCGGAGGGGGUCCAGCGGCUGAAAAAGAAGGUGAAGGAGGAGGCGAAGGAGAUGGUAGUGGGGUCGGCUCUGCCGAAGGAGGUGCAAGAACUCAUGCGACUUAUCGGCUGCAAGGACACCAUGACGCGGGCAAUGAAGGAGCUUGAGAUCAACACGGAGCAGAUGCCGCUGGGUAAAAUCUCCAAGCCACAGAUCCUGCGUGCGUACGAGGUUCUCAAGGCGGUGGAGGCGGAGUUACAGAAGCCAGAGCCACAACUGGAGGCGCUGUCGGGCCAGUUCUACACACUCAUCCCGCACGUCUUUGGAAACCGUAAGCCGCCGGUCAUUGGCACACUUCACAUGCUGAAGAACAAGAUGGAGAUGCUGGAGGUGCUGGGCGAACUCGAGAUUGCGGCGAAGCUCCUUGACACGGGCGAGGGAGACGAUGCUCAUCCGCUCGACCGGGCGUACAAGAGCCUCAAGUGCGAUAUAUGCCCACUGCCCCACGACGACGCUGCGUACAAGCGCAUUGUCGAGUACGCACGUAAUACGCAGGGCUCUACGCACAACUCAUACAACCUCGAUGUCAUGGAGGUGUUCAUGAUCCGGCGUGAGGGCGAGGAGAAGCGGUACGAGGCGUAUAAGAAGCUUGGCAACCGGCAGAUGCUUUGGCACGGCUCGCGCGUCACCAAUUUCAUGGGCAUCCUCUCGCAAGGCCUGCGGAUUGCCCCACCGGAGGCGCCGUGCACAGGGUAUAUGUUCGGCAAAGGCAUCUACCUCGCUGAUGUGUGCUCCAAGUCGGCUAACUACUGUCACCCAGAACAGGAAACUGACGUCGGCGUGAUGCUUCUGUGCGAGGCCGCGCUGGGGACUCAGAAGGAGUACUAUAAUGCCCACUACAUGGAGAAGCCGCAGCCGGGGACCAGUGCCACAAAGGGCGUGGGGCGAAUGUACCCGGAUCCAGCUGGCGCGGAGACAGUAGACGGUGUGCUAUGGCCGAAGGGCUGCAUGCGGGUGGAUGACAACAUGAAGACAUCGCUGAUCUACCCCGAGCACAUCGUCUACGACGUUGGGCAAUGCAUAAUGAGGUACCUGGUUCUCAUGAAGUUUCGCUACAACUGA
Molecule: messenger RNA, 1764 nt
Organism: Trypanosoma grayi
Lineage: Eukaryota; Euglenozoa; Kinetoplastea; Trypanosomatida; Trypanosomatidae
Product: poly(ADP-ribose) polymerase
Exons: 1
Coding region: 1-1764 (587 amino acids)
Molecular function (GO): NAD+ poly-ADP-ribosyltransferase activity
Source: RefSeq, a predicted model, not a curated record